Exophiala bonariae is the source of this 2334-nucleotide messenger RNA. RefSeq lists its product as uncharacterized. The transcript is spliced from 3 exons. The record is from RefSeq and is a predicted model, not a curated record. Lineage: Eukaryota; Fungi; Ascomycota; Eurotiomycetes; Chaetothyriales; Herpotrichiellaceae. The coding region runs from base 1 to 2334 and encodes 777 amino acids.
AUGACCGGAAUAGUCCAACCCGUCAUGCGGGGUCUCGACCACCGGUUGGUAGAGAGCCUCGAUCGCCACCAAACGCUGAACAACGAACAACUCAACGGUAUGCAGACUUCGGAAGUGCUACCGCACACGGCCACAGGUCUCUUCUUGCUAACAACCAUAAGUCAAACCCCGAGAUCCUCCGAGAACGAUCCAUCAUAUCGGAGAACAAGCGAGCAUUAUGUCUACGUAUCAGAGUCGCGAGAAUCCUCGCGCCAUCCUCCUUCCACACGAGAGCGGUCUGCGAUCGAUUCCAGUCGGCGGCUAUCACCCGAGAGAACCAUUGUUCGUCCAGCCCGCACCGGCUCAGGGAGAUCACCAUCGGCUUAUCGCCGCCAGCAGCAGAAUCAGCAGGCGUCGUCGGCCAGAGACCAGCCUGCACACCUCGCUUCAAGGGCGCAUUACUCAGAACAGCACUCUUUCCAAUCUCGACGACAAAGUUCUUCUCAUCAGAAUUCCGAGGAACUACCUUACCCUCCCAACACCUCCCGGCUUGGUAGAAAUGAGGAAGCAAUUUCGGAUGACUAUGAGCAGACCUUUCAGAGCCUGGAUAUCAGGGAUCGGGCUCAACGGGAACGUCAAAGGGUACCAUUGACGACACCAAUCAUUACUCAGCACAACCCUUCGCACAUGCCUAUCUCAAGUGGACAGACCCAUUAUGAUUCCAAUGCGCACAUCCCACUUGGCCGUGCAACCGCAGGUCAGGUUUCAGCAUCUGAACACACGACAUCUCAAAUCACCAGUGCAUCGGCAUCAUCGAGACCAUCUGAGAGUACAUUUCGUACAACUUUGCGUUCUGCGCUAUUAGUUUUCGCCAAUGUUCCGCGAAAUGACUGGGAGAAGCUGAAGAGUCGUAUUCAGAAAGACCCAUCACUUCUUGUCGCAGAUCCUAAGCUGUUUCUGACUGAAGCCAUCCAUGCUUAUGCCGCAGGAAAGGACGAGUACGCCAACCAAUGCAUUCAUCGGGUCGCACUAUUGCAACGGCUAGCCAAAUGUAAAGUUAACACUGCUCUAGGCAGAAUGAGCAAUAUUGAAAACCUUGAACAACCUGAGGCCAGAGAAUUCUACAAGGAGUAUGAUCGAAUACGGAAGUCAGGCAAAGAGGGCGCAAAAUUAUUAGCCUCAAGAGACUCCGGUUCAACAGCGGCUCAGAGUCGGCCUGCCCCCCAAUCCAUACCUGAUGCCUCAGACGAUAGGUAUCCAAGUACCAUGCCGACUAAUUCAGUGGGUUUAGUCUCUGCACAGUACGCGGGUCGUACCUCUGGUAGUAUCCCGAUCAGUGCUGUGACUGGAACCGACAUACACGGAGCGUCAGCCUAUGGUUCAACGCCUAACAAUAGAUAUCCCUUAAACACAGGUUUUCCGAUCAUCAAUAGCCACCACCCGUAUCCUCCAGUCCAGGGUUCUUCCAUGAGUGGAAACCGUGAUGAACGCGGCCCUGUUUCUCUCAGAUCACUUGACAUACAAAUCGGCAGUAUUCCUGGGCACUAUGAGCCUUCUUCGCCUGGUCCACGCUCUGUGAAUCCGAACCCUCCCCCACCAAGCCAAGAGGGCCCGGUCAACACACAUAUGAUAUCUGCACAAUUACCAAAUGUCGUUUCAUACCAACUCAAUCAGGCGGAUGACGGGCAAGGCAGGUUUUCCACCGGAAGAAGGCGCCAGAGCACGAGCACCUUAUCGAUCGGUGAUAUUACGGUCACUGGAGAAGCCACUGUACAGCCUGUGCAACAAGGUAACGUGGGUAGGCUGGACUCGCGAUACCAAGUUCGCACUGAUGCUCGAGUCUUUUACAAGGUGGGGAGAGUUUUUUCUGUUUUAUGGCAUGAGCCCUACAGUCAGACGCCCCCCAAAGGUGGGGCUAAAGACUAUACCAGCACUGCCAAACGUUCGACAAUUGGCAAAUUCGGUGAACAAAUUUAUAGCACAAUUCGCCGGAUGGUCGUUGUACGCGAAGGCCACGGCUAUUGUGUGUGCAUACAAAUUAAUACAUAUGGCGGGAAAGGUCUGCGUAAGUUUGUCACUGCUCGAGGAGUGGUCAGUCAGCAAGACGUCGAUAGUCACUCAAUAAUCCACAUGACGGACACCAGGCCCGGCUACUUUCAAGAUGAACCUCGAAGCAAGAAGCGACCGAUUGCAGUCAACAAGGCUUCGCCGGAUCAAAAGCUAGGACCCGACAGCAGAUUGUGCUACUCUCAACCGCACACGGUGCAGCAUAACGUCAAGGCAAUGCACGUUGGGCAAGUGUCAGAAGAAACUUUGCCCUACUUGACUUUUUACUACAGAGAAGCCCAGACGUAG